AUGGCCAAUUCCAGGAUCGAACCAUCGCAGAGGCUGCGACGAGCAGUCCUUGCCAAUGAUGCCCUAUUGGUGCAGCGCAUUGUCAAGUCCCAUCCCGAUCUCAUCCACAAUCCGGACCACUCCAUCACCGGUCUCUCCAACUCGAGCCUCCACCUCGCCGCCAGCCUCGGCCACCUCCAAGUCUGCAAGGUCCUCGUUGCCCACGACCACGAGCUUCCCACUCCUGCUCUCAACGAGAAACACCAGACCGCCCUGAUGCUAGCAGCCUCGGCUGGCCACACCGAAGUCGUCCAUUUUCUCGCCGAGAGCGACCCGUCCUCCAUUCUCCGACACGAUAUCCGAGGCCGGGAUGCCAUAAUGGAAGCUAGCGUGGGAGGGCACGACACCGUAAUCCAGAUCCUCCUCACCUACGUGCCCGAAGGCGCCGAGACGGCUGUCCGGAGAGCCGAUCUUGACGGCAAUACUGCCCUGCAUUUCGCCAGCAGCAAUGGCCAUCUCCUCGUCCUACGAACCCUCCUUGCCGCUGGAGCCGAUGCCGAGAAGCGGAACGUUUGGAGCUGGAGCGCCGUCGCCUACAGUGCGACAGUACAGGCUGAGGUCUAUCUCAAGAACCUCGUCUUCGACGUCGAGCAGCGGAGGCGGGUCAAAAGCGACGUCGAGGAGGGGCGAAAAGGGGGUGCUGUACGCAUGGUGCAGCAGGAAGACGGCACCGCAGGCUGA
Anthostomella pinea is the source of this 720-nucleotide messenger RNA. The record is from the annotation of a GenBank genome assembly. Lineage: Eukaryota; Fungi; Ascomycota; Sordariomycetes; Xylariales; Xylariaceae.